Parasteatoda tepidariorum (common house spider) is the source of this 432-nucleotide messenger RNA. RefSeq lists its product as uncharacterized. The record is from RefSeq and is a predicted model, not a curated record. Lineage: Eukaryota; Metazoa; Arthropoda; Arachnida; Araneae; Theridiidae.
AUGUCCACAUUUGGAUUUUGUGCCAUUAAACUCUACAUUCAAUCAACCCAACGUACAAAACUUGAUAACAAAGCAAAAGCAGGGGUAUUCGUUGGAUACGAUUACAGAUCAAGAGGUUAUAGAAUACAUCACGAAGGAAAACAUAUUACAAUUGCACGCACAGUUAAAUUCUUAGAGAAUAAAUUUCUAUAUUCUAAAAGCAAUAACGAGCAAGCAUCUCUUAAAAAUGAAACUCAUCAACAAGAAUCCAUUGAGGAAACACAGAAUGGAGAUAAAAAUAAUACAAUUGAAAUAGAAAUUGGAAACCAGUUAGAAGACGUUGACACAUCAAGUGGCGCAAACACCAAUCAAUUUCGCAGAUCAGACAGAACUAACAUGGGAGUACCUCCAGACAGAUUACGAACGAAUCAUCAAAUUGGCAAGAUACAGUGA